AUAACCUAUUUAAAAUCUCGUCAAAUAUUUGACAGUAGAGGGAACCCUACUGUUGAAACAGAUUUAAUUAUAAAUGAUAAAUUUUUUGGUAGGGCAUCAGUGCCAAGUGGAGCUUCUAAAGGUAUAUUUGAAGCCAUUGAAUUAAGGGAUAAAAGCAAAGAUUAUAAUGGAGAGGGAGUUUUAAUUUCUGUAGAGAAGAUUAAUAAUGAAAUUAAAAGAAAGAUCUUGGAUGUAAAAUUUAAUUCCCAAGAGGAUUUAGAUAAUUUUUUGAUAAAACUAGAUGGAACAGCAAAUAAAUCUAAUUUAGGUGCAAAUACUAUUUUAUCAAUAUCUAUUGCUUUUGCAAAAGCAAUGGCUAAUCUUAAGAAUAAACAAUUAUUUGAAGUAAUAACCAAUUCUAGCAAUUACUCUUUACCAAAGCCAAUGUUAAAUAUCAUAAAUGGAGGAGCACAUGCAGAUAAUGGGUUAGAUAUUCAAGAAUUUAUGAUUGUUCCAGUUAAAUACGAUAGUAUUUCUAAGAAUUUAAAAAUAGCAUGUGAAAUUUUUCAUUCACUGAAAAAAGUUCUUAAAAAAAAUCAUUUUAAAGUAAAUACUGGUGACGAGGGUGGUUUUGCACCCGAUAUUAAGACUACUAAUGAGGCAUUAAAUCUUAUAGUAGAAGCAAUACAAUAUGCUGGAUAUAAGCUUGGAACAGAAGUUUGUUUAGCACUAGAUAUUGCUGCUAAUGAAUUAUAUGUUAAUGGCAAAUAUAAUUUUAACGGUGAAAAAAAUACAUUAACAAAUAUUGAGUUAGUGGAAUAUUAUAAAAAAUUAUGUAAUGAAUAUCCUAUCAUUUCUAUUGAAGAUCCAUUUUUUGAGCAAGAUUAUGAGGGAUGGAGAUUGCUGAAUCAG
Messenger RNA from Trichoplax adhaerens, 891 nucleotides. RefSeq lists its product as uncharacterized. Lineage: Eukaryota; Metazoa; Placozoa; Uniplacotomia; Trichoplacea; Trichoplacidae. Gene Ontology annotation, biological process: glycolytic process. The annotation marks the transcript as partial. Gene Ontology annotation, molecular function: magnesium ion binding; phosphopyruvate hydratase activity. The record is from RefSeq and is a predicted model, not a curated record. The transcript has a single exon. Gene Ontology annotation, cellular component: phosphopyruvate hydratase complex.